Tarenaya hassleriana is the source of this 2744-nucleotide messenger RNA. Its product is annotated as BTB/POZ domain-containing protein At1g30440. The record is from RefSeq and is a predicted model, not a curated record. NCBI's taxonomy places the organism in Eukaryota, Viridiplantae, Streptophyta, Magnoliopsida, Brassicales, Cleomaceae. The transcript has 5 exons. Gene Ontology annotation, molecular function: protein binding. The coding region runs from base 632 to 2530 and encodes 632 amino acids.
AAAUUCAAAAGUGACCAAUACAGAAAUCACUAAAUUUAUUGCCUUUCUCUGUAAUGGUGGUAGUUUUUUUUUUCGAUUUUACUUUUUUUCCCCCUCUUCAUGGUCCCGUUAUAAAACGCUCGAGUGUUUGCUGGGAAUCUUUGCUUAGCUGUUCUUCGGUAGCUGGGUUUUCGGGUUUUGGUUAUUUCUUUUUGUUUUUAUUAUUUUGCCUCAAUAAAGUUUCGAAUUUGGUGGUGUAGAUAAGAUUUCUGGGUUUUAGCUUUGAAGUUCUAGGUUUCCUUCCUUCCACAUUGAGGAGAUUAUUAGUGGGUUUGGUUAGUUUUCUGCCAAGUUUUUAGGGUUCCGUCUAAUCUGCGAUGCGUCUGUUGCUAGGCGUGGAGAAGGGAAGGUGUGCAGUUCAAGUGUUCGUCAAAAUGUCCGAGAGGAAUCUGUCAUUUUAGUUAAUUACUACAGAUCUGAAAUUUGUGUGAUCUUUGUAUUAGGGCAUGGAAAACGCUAAUCCAUGAUAGUUUUUCUGAUCAAAGUCUCGUGAUUUCCGAGAAAUUAGAAGUCUUUUGGUCCUGGUGGAUUUGGGGCUGGAUUCUAGGGUUUGUUUCCGGUGAGGGUUUAGGAGGAUUUGGUUGAGGGCAAUAUGGCUUGUACGAAAUUGGGAUCCAAGUCUGAUGCUUUUCAAAGACAAGGCCAAGCCUGGUUUUGCACAACUGGGCUUCCAAGUGAUAUCGUUGUUGAAGUUGGGGAGAUGUCCUUCCAUCUCCACAAGUUUCCCUUGCUCUCUCGAAGUGGAGUCAUGGAACGGAUGAUCGCUGAAGCAUCUAAGGAAGGGGAUGAGAAAUGCUUCAUUCAGAUUUCCGAUCUCCCUGGCGGGAACAAAACGUUCGAACUCGUCGCCAAGUUCUGUUAUGGUGUGAAACUCGAACUCACUGCCUCUAAUGUUGUCUACCUCAGAUGUGCCGCCGAACGUCUCGAAAUGACGGAAGAGUAUGGAGAAUCGAAUCUUAUUUCGCAAACCGAAACAUUUCUCAAUCAUAAAGUCCUCAAGAGUUGGAAAGAUUCUAUAAAAGCGCUUCAAAGCUGCGACGAGGUCCUCGAGGACGCUGAUGAGUUGAACAUUACGAAAAGAUGCAUCGAGUCGCUGUCCAUGAAGGCAUCGACCGAUCCGAAUUUGUUUGGAUGGCCCGUCGUUGAGCAUGGGGGCCCGAUGCAGAGCCCCGGUGGUAGUGUUCUGUGGAACGGGAUAAGCACCGGUGCUAGACCUAAGCAUUCUAGUUCGGACUGGUGGUAUGAGGAUGCAUCCAUGCUUAGCUUCCCAAUUUUUAAACGGGUGUUAGAAACGAUGGAAUCUCGUUGUAUCAGACAAGACAUUAUUGCAGGUUCUCUUGUCUACUAUGCUAGAAAGUACUUACCCGGGAUAAAGAGGCGACGGGGUGGAAAUGAAUCUAGCGGCCGUUUCAGCACACCCUUUGGCUCGGGGAAUGUACUUUCCGAGGAAGAGCAGAAGCGUUUGCUGGAAGAGAUCCAAGAAUUGCUUCCUCUGGAGAAAGGUCUUGCUCCAACGAAGUUUCUCUUCGAUUCUCUCCGAACCGCCAAGAUUCUGAAGGCUAGUUCGAGUUGCAUAUCGAAAUUGGAGAAGAGGAUAGGGAUUCAGCUUGAUCAGGCAGCAUUGGAAGAUCUUGUAAUGCCCAGUUUCUCCGACUCUACCGAGACAUUGUACGAUGUUGACUGUGUGCAGAGGAUUUUCGAGCACUUUCUCGCCACGGAUCAGAUUACUGUCGGUGGGGCGGGCGACUCCCCGUGUUCUUCGGUCGAUGACAGGCAAUUGAUCGGAUCCCCGCAAUCCUUGGCUCCUAUCACGACAGUCGCAAAGUUGAUUGACGGGUUUCUCGCUGAAGUUGCUCCUGAUGUUAAUCUGAAGCUUCCAAAGUUCCGGGCUCUUGCCGCCGCUGUUCCCGAGUACGCCAGGCUCUUAGACGAUGGACUUUACCGAGCGAUAGACAUUUACCUGAAGCAUCACCCCUGGUUAGCGGAGUCGGAAAGGGAGAAUCUAUGCCGGUUAAUAGAUUGUCAGAAGCUAUCUCUAGAAGCGUGCACACACGCAGCACAGAAUGAGAGACUGCCUCUCAGAAUAAUCGUGCAAGUCCUCUUCUUCGAGCAGCUUCAGCUCAGAACCUCGAUAGCAGGCUGCUUCCUGGUUUCAGACAACCUCGACGGCGGGUCAAGACAGUUAAGCGGAGGAAUAGCUGGAGGAUCAGGCGAAGGAGGAGGGUGGGCCACAGCGGUGAGAGAGAACCAGGUGCUGAAGGUGGGAAUGGACAACAUGAGGGUGCGGGUCUCGGAGCUCGAGAAAGAAGUCUCUCACGCCUUUUGCCUAAAAGGCGAGUUCGGUCUGAAGCUGAAGUCUCACCAGAUGUGCAGUGCUCAGGAAGGCUCGGUCUCUAAACCGAAUGACAAUGUGAAGCUGGAGAAGCUGAAGGACGUCAAGGACCGCCGGGGAAAGCAGAAGAAAGUCCCGAGCCUCCACACGGAAGGGUAGAAUCGUCAUUUUCACGGUAUCGGAUUCGGACAGAACCCUCCUUCAUUGUCGUCCAGAUUGUGUGCAGAGUGAUGUCGCGUUGGAUUCUCGGAUUGUUUGCACGUUUUUUUACACGAACUUUGAUCUUGUCUCCUAACCAUGUUAUGUAUGUACUUCCAUGGAAAUGGUACUUCGAAAUGUAAAAUUUAUCUAACUCGGUUCGGUUCUUUUUAUA